AUGCGGCCGUCGAGCAUUUCGCCCCCUGUCACGCCGCCCGCGCACCUGCGGCCAGAUGUGCGCGUCAACGAGGAGCGCAAGAACGAAAUCAACCAGCUGCUCGCCCCCGUGAACGAUGCGGAGAUAUCCGAGCUUAUGGAAGGGGCGAAAAGCAGCGUGUUCGGCACCGACGAGGGCGAGCGCUCGGAGCUCUCGCUGCAGCGAAGCCGCCGGGACGCCGCGCCCAAGGCCAAGCCCCUCCACAGCACGGUCUCCGUCACAGCGGCCGGGGAGCCGUUGCGGCCGAGAUCGCAAGGCGCUUUGCGUUCGAAGUCGGGCAAGUCGCGCAAGAGUGGCGCGGAGGCGGACGGCUCGGGGCACGGCAGGGAGCCCGGCGCAGGGCCCAGCAACAAGCGCUUCGUGGCGUGGGGGCAGCGGCAGGCGGAGACGCUGUCUCCGAUGGCGCGGCAGAUGGCGCACCACGCGACCGUGCGGAGGAAGGUCGGGGACCGCCGGAAGCUGGCGCGCUACACAGCGAAGCAGGAGGAGUACCAGCGCAUCAACGAGGCCAAGGAGCUCGAGGGCGAGCGGCUCAGGAUGGCGCGGACGCGGCGGCAGGAAGAGGCCUUCAACCAGCGGCUGCGGAGCGUGCUGGACGGCAUGACGGGGAAGAUGGGCCUGAUCAAGGAGACGCAGCGGGUGCUGGAGUUCACGGACAAGUCGCUGCAGACGCGGCGGGAGCAGCUGCACCAGGAGUGGGAGGAGGGCGUGCACAGCAGGGUGCAGAGCGCGGUCACGAAGGCCGUGAACGAGCGCUGGAGGCAGCGCGCGGAGAUCGACAUGCCGCUGUGGAAGACCAUGGAUCCGGUCCUGCUCGGGAAGCUCGCGGGCACGCUGAGCAAGGAGCAGCUCAGCUCCGUGCUGCCCAAGGGCAUCGCGCCGGCGCGCAGGGUCAGCAUGGGCGCGAUGCAGAAGGGGCGCAGCAUGGGGGGGACGUCGAACGCAGCCUUCACCAAGCAGGAGCACCUCGACGGGUCGCUGUUCACGGGGGAGCUCACGAAGGGCCUGCGCGUGCCCGUGCGGCUCCAGGACCCCACGAAGAAGUCGAUUGCGCGCGCGAUGCGCGAGACGUCGCUGAAGCAGGCGCUCGUGAACGGCAUCGUGAGCUCGCGGAUGGACGACGUCACCGCCGCAGCGUUGUUCGCGCACAUCGGCGUGAAGGACAUGCUGGACACAUCGUGGUGGGACAAGGUCCACGCGACGCCGUACGGGUACGAGCUGCCGGAGUCGGACCCGGCGAACUCGCGCAUCACGCGGUCCCGGGUCAAGGUCGACCACUUCGACGUCCCCACGGGCGAGGAGGGGCUCGCGCUGAUGCGCAAGGAGUACGACACAGGUGCCAUGAAGCGGCCGGUGGCGGUCCCGACGCGCAUGCGCGACACGACGUUCUUCGACGUGAUGCAGCAGCGCGACGCGAAGUUCACGCACGACCAGAUCCGCGACCGCGGCCACGGCGGCGGCGACCAGUGGCUCGAGUCCAAGGGCAAGCGCAACAUCACCGGGACGGAGGCCACGGCGGGGAGCCUCUUCCCGGUCAUCGCGCCGUCGCACACGCCCGUGGCGCAGAACCUCGCGGAGAAGCGCGCCGCGGAGCGCGGGCAGCCGCCGCCGGUGCGCCCGACGCAGCGCCGCGACCUGUGGUGCGACCGCAAGGGGCGCCGCGCCGUCGACGGGCCGGAGGUCAAGGACCUCCGGCGGGGGCUGUUCCCGAUCAUCCAGCCGCAGCGCCCGGGCGUGCGGAACCCCUACGACGACCGGUGCUCCAUGGGGGACUCGUUCCUGGAAACAAUAUGGCACCACGGAAAGCGGCUGACUGGUGAGCCUCCGUGCGUGGACCCGAACGACUCGGUGUGGGCGGCGUUCCACUCGCACGAGCCGGGGCAGGCAGCGAGCAGCCGGCGCCUGACGGUCCGCGCGAUGGCCAGCCUGGACCCUGACAACACGAACAUUCUCGUGUGCGGCGGAGGCGGCGUCGCGUUCGAGACUGCGAAGCUACUGAAGGACAUGGGCGCCUGGGUCUGGAUGAUGCAGCGCACCGAGGAGCGCAAGCCGGCGAUCGAGAAGAUGUUCGCCGUGUGGGUCAAGGGCGAUGCGAUGGACACGGCCGCGGUGUCGAAGGUGUUCGACCAAAUCGAGGGCCCCGACGUAGUUAUUUCGACCAUCGGUGGCGGCGUGACGACGGACCAGAAGGCGGACAGCGACGGCAACAUCAACGUCAUCAACGAGGCCAAGAAGCGCGGCGUCAAGAAGUUCAUCCUCGUCACUUCGAUCGGCGUGCGGGAGUCGUACGGCGCGCUGUCGGAGCGCGCGGCGGAGGUGCUCGGGCCCGUGCUGCUCGAGAAGGCCAAGGCGGAGGAGGCGCUGGAGAAGUCCGGGAUGGACUGGUGCAUCGUGCGGCCCGGCGGGCUGCAGUCGGAGAUGGCUACGGGCGGCGGGGUGCUGACGGAGAGCGCGGAGGUGUGCGGGGCGAUCACGCGGCAGGACGUGGCGAAGCUGGUCUGCAAGGCCACCUUCAGCGACAAGAGCGUCGGGAAGAUCCUCGCCGCCGUCGACACGGAAAAGCUCAUGACGCCCAACGUGGCCUUCUCGCCGUUCGAGCUCUAG
Molecule: messenger RNA, 2643 nt
Organism: Pedinophyceae sp. YPF-701
Lineage: Eukaryota; Viridiplantae; Chlorophyta; Pedinophyceae
Source: the annotation of a GenBank genome assembly